Messenger RNA from Ochotona princeps (American pika), 975 nucleotides. It is a transcript of the gene COXFA4L2, whose product is annotated as NDUFA4 mitochondrial complex associated like 2. The transcript is spliced from 4 exons. The record is from RefSeq and is a predicted model, not a curated record. NCBI's taxonomy places the organism in Eukaryota, Metazoa, Chordata, Mammalia, Lagomorpha, Ochotonidae. The coding region runs from base 71 to 346 and encodes 91 amino acids.
CCCAUGGGAGGCGGGACCCCGGGAGGAGACAGACUUCCAGGCCACUGGUGAGGCCACACUGGGAGAAGAGAUGGCAGGAACCGGACCAGGGACAGGACCAGCAGCCCGCCUGUACCGGCAGAUCAAACGGCAUCCAGCGCUCAUCCCCAUGAUCGGUUUUAUUGGCUUGGGCCUGGGCAGCGCCGCUCUCUACCUGCUACGACUGGCUUUGCGCAGCCCCGACGUCUGCUGGGACCGAAAGAACAAUCCAGAACCCUGGAACCGCCUGAGUCCCAAUGACCAAUAUAAGUUCCUCGCAGUAUCCACUGACUACAAGAAGCUCAAGAAGGACCGGCCUGACUUCUAAAACUGCCCCGGGCUGCUAGUUUGCUGUACAAGCUCACUUGGGUCUUCUGCUGCCUGCCUGAAGACCAUGGGGAAAGAGGCAUGGGUCUGCACCCUGCCUCACCCCUGCUUCCACAGGCCCUGUUCCCACGCAGUGGGAGGCUGUUCCACCCCCUCCCUGGUCCCUUGCUCCCAGCAGCGGAAACGCCUCUGACCCCAGGCUUGCAGUCCCACGUGGGGGAGGGAGGGCUCACAGCAGCAGUAGGGACCCAAAUGGCCCCAACCAGCUCCCUGGCUCUGCAAGGGUGUGGUGCCUGCUACGUGUGGAGCGUGGCCGACAUGCUCCAGCAGCAGGAAGCAGGGCUUUCUGGUGCCAAAAUGACGUGGCAGGGCCCCACGUUCUGGCCCAGGCUCCUAGUGCCAGCCCAGGGGCGGGCUCAGCUCAGGCCCAACAGGAGCUUGCCCAGCCCGCCCAGGGUGGGUCGGUCCUCUGCCCAAGCCUGGUCCUCUGCCCGUCCGCCCACCCGCCACCAUGCACCUGGGCCUCCCUCUGCCUGCCAUUCUGCACCCCUCCCCUCCCUUGCUCCGUCCCCCGGGAUCAAACAGAAGCAGCCGUGGGCAAAAUACAAUUUCAUUUAACAAAUUGAAUUU